AAAGAACCAUCGACCGACACCACAACAGGCACACACGUGAAGAUGUAAACAAGUGCCUGUAGUUGGUUGUGUUACGUUAAACUCUAACAAAUUGGACUUGAUUUAAAGUAACUGCCUUGACAAACAGUAAGAACUCUUGUUAAGUGAUUUGAGAGAGAUCUUAGUGUGAAAACAUCAAAAAUCAAAGAAGAAAUAGAGAAAAAUGAGUGAGGAGAAGACACUACAGUUCCACGAGAUGGGCCUUGAUGACCGGGUUAUUGAGGCAAUUGCCAGAUUAGGAUGGGCAGAACCAACUUUAAUCCAGGAGAAAGCUAUUCCAUAUGUAUUAGAGGGGAAAGACAUAUUGGCCAGGGCAAGAACUGGAUCAGGGAAGACUGGUGCCUUUGUCAUUCCUAUCAUUCACAAGAUUCUUGAAGGGAAACGUACAGCCACGGAACAGGUAAUACAGGGUCUUAUUUUGGCACCGAGCAAAGAGUUAUGUAAGCAGAUAAAAGAAAAUAUUGCUCAGCUGACAGUUUCCUGUAAACGUGAGGUGCAGUUUGUUGACGUCUCUGCGCAAGUGCCAUUAGAAGCACAGCGUCCACUCCUUCUUAACAAACCAGACAUUGUUGUUGGAACCCCGUUGAGAGUGUUGGCUCACAUGACAGCUGGUAACCUGAAGGUCAAGGAGUCACUCAAGUUCUUGGUGAUUGACGAGGCCGACCUCAUGUUUGCCUUCGAUCACUUGAAUGAUAUUGAAGCAGUGCUGAAACAGUUACCAAAGAUCUAUCAGUCCUUUGUAACGAGUGCCACAAUGUGGGAUGACGUGAAGAGGCUGAAGAAGCUCGUCCUUAACAAGGCUGUAAUCUUAAGGCUCGAGGAACCUCCAGUACCGACCACUGCCCAGCUUACGCAAUAUGUCAUUAAGCUGAAUGUGAUGGACAAGGUUAUCUUGAUCAAUGUACUCUUUCGCCUAAACAUGAUCCGUGGGAAGACCAUCAUCUUUGUUAACAAUGUUGACAAGGGCUACAAGCUGAGAAUGUACUUGUCACAGUUUGGAAUCAGCUCUUGUGUGCUUAACUCUGAGAUGCCGGUAACCUCCAGGUGUCACAUAGUAGAACAGUUCAACAGCGGCAAGUAUGACAUCAUCAUCGCCUCAGAUGAGCAGAGCCUUGAAGAUCCAGAAUCAAGCAAAAACAAACACACGAAAAGCAAAAGGAAAAAAGACAAAGAAUCUGGUGUGGCCCGUGGAAUUGACUUUCAAUUUGUAUCCAACAUCAUCAACUUUGACUUCCCUCAAAACGUAGAAGGCUACAUUCACCGCGUAGGACGAACUGCUCGAGGGAAUAACCAGGGCACAGCCUUGUCUCUGGUGUCUGUUGGUGAGAUGGAGAGUUUCAACAAAGUAGAGACCAAGCUGAAGGGUCUGAUGCCCGGGACUGAAGCAGUAUUUAAGGACUUCAAGUUUGACAUGAAACAACUUGAUGGGUUCAGGUAUCGAGCUCUUGAUGCUUGGAAGCGCUGUACUUCGAUUGCUAUCAGAGAAACCAGGAAAAAGGAACUUCAGCAGGAGCUACUCAAUUCCACAAAACUAAAAAGUUUCUUUGAGGACAAUCCCAGAGAUCUUCAAGUUCUGAGACACGACAAAUCCAAACAUGGACUCACACCCAUGACUCAUCUGAAGCAUGUACCGGAAUACAACAUUCCUGAUAACCUACGCAGAGUCUCCAGGAUAUCCAAAAAGAUCAAGGGCAACAAAAAUGCCCCGAAAGUUAAGUUAGACAAGAACCAAAAAAAGCGUGCCACCAAAACUCAGCUGAAAUAUAAGAUAAAAAAAGCUGACCCCUUGCAGAGUAUGGAGUUUUCAGGAUUCAAGAAGCAGAAAACAUGAUUUUCAACUGUUAUUGGAUAAGUUGUUUGUCAAUAGAUUUUCUGUACUUUACAAUGCAAAUUUUCUGUACGGUACAUACAAUAUAUGUAAACAGUGAAAUAAAUAUUUUUUGUUCUUUCUAAAGGGACUUGUUUUUGUUAUCUGUUAAUAAGCCAAGAUUCACUUUUUAUGCAGAGGUGUGUACAUCACUCUGGCAUGAACUGUAGAUGAAUAAGUUAGAUGUUGGAAUUUUCUUCUUCACAUCACAAACUUAGGAGGGGUGUAGCAGUCAAACCUUUUCCUCCUAUGGUAGAUUUCUUAAUAUAUUUUGUGACAUUUUUUAUUCAUUGCAUUUGUAGAUUUAUCAUUUAUUUUCUGAAUGGUUUUAUGUUUAGUUCUUUGUGACAGUUUUGACAACUGGUUUUUGUACUGUAGUAGUAGUAAUAAUAAUAGUGGUGGUAAUCGUAGGAGUUGUAGUAGUAGUUGUUGCAGUAGUACUGUAAUAGUAUUGAAGAGGAAAUGAUGACUUGUUAACUUUUCAGGGAUAAAGACCCCUGGUAUGUGAAAGGAAUAAUGGCUGGAUCAUUUUGGGGUUUGAAUCAGGGCUGCCGUUUAAUCCUCAGCUGUAUGACGUCAUUUUUCCUCACAUUUUCUUUACGUAUUAAUGUAGGUAAUAUCUUGGCAAAACGAUAGAUUUGGGUAAAUAAUGCCAUUUUCACUGCUCCAUUAGUUUAAUAUAAAUAUGCACAUACAGUACAAAAACUCUAUAACCUUUUAAUAUUAUAACAUAACAUAGGAGCAUUAAACACUAAUUUAAAAAACAAUGUUAAACAGACAUUAGCAUCCUCUGAUUUGGUGUAAAAUUUAUACAUCCACCCUGGAAUUUCACAGCCUCAGACAAGGCAUUUCUGGGUUUUGUUUUCAUUAAAUUAAAUUUAGAAAAUAGUCUCUGCAUCAAACUGGGGUUUCCACAGCAGUCAAGGGUCCCAUUUUGACUUUGCAAGUCAUUUAUUACCCACAAUCCAUUUAUACUUUACAUUAUCUGUUGAUAUAUGCCUAAGGAGUUGAUAAAAAAUUUCAUAUAUAUUA
This is a messenger RNA of Homarus americanus (American lobster), 2938 nucleotides long. RefSeq names its product probable ATP-dependent RNA helicase DDX56 (gene Hlc). Gene Ontology annotation, molecular function: ATP binding; RNA helicase activity; nucleic acid binding. Gene Ontology annotation, cellular component: nucleolus. The transcript has 11 exons. Bases 203 to 1870 code for a protein of 555 amino acids. The record is from RefSeq and is a predicted model, not a curated record. Lineage: Eukaryota; Metazoa; Arthropoda; Malacostraca; Decapoda; Nephropidae.